AUGGGAAGAUCGGUAGGCUACGCGUAUCUGCUAAGACGUCUCACCUCGAUGUGGAAGCCGAAGGGGAAAAUGGAGCUCAUCGCGAUUGAUAAUGGCUAUUUCAUCGUCCGUUUCGGCGCGGUGGAGGAUCUAGAACACGCGAUGUUUGAGGGUCCAUGGAUGAUCAUGGACCAUUACUUGCUUGUUAAACCAUGGAUACCGGAUUUCGACCCCUACGCCGAUGUCACAGAGAAAAUCCUAGUGUGGGUAAGAAUCCCGUGCUUACCAGCUGAGUACUAUAACUUGAUUUUCCUUAGGAAGCUCGGGAACAAGGUGGGGAAGACGAUCCGCGUGGAUCAAGCUACAAGCCAGGUGUCGAGGGGUAUGUUCGCACGCAUAUGUGUGGAGGUUGAUAUACGGAAGCCACUCAUCUCAAAAUUCACCUAUAAGCAGCGAGUGAGGUCGGUGGCGUACGAAGGCAUCCACUUAGUGUGUUUCUCAUGCGGAAUAUACGGUCACUCGACAGAGACAUGCCCCAAAACGAACAAACCUGCAUCGGAAAGUGAAGAAACAGGAAGCAAGAAAGAAGGCAACGCUGGAUCAGGGGACGUGCAUGGAGUCAUUGUUGGCGUUGAACCUUUUGGGAAAUGGAUGAUCGCUCUGGGGCGCAAGGGCAGAACUGGGGGUCGGCAGUAUGAGAGAAACAAUGGUGGAGCGGUUGGGAAGAAGCAGGUUGCGCAAUCUGGAAAUUCUGGGCAGAUUAAAAAACCUCCAGUGACCAGAUUUUCGGCUCUUGUUGAUUUGGAGGAGGCUGGGGUGAUGCAUUGGGAGGAGGACAUGAAUGGGGAUGCAAAUGUUGACCAGUUUUUGGAGAAUUGGGAUGCUGGUAAAACUCUGCAGUCUAACUUACACGCUGAGCAGGGGGCGAAGAAUGGCAGAAGACGUCCAAAUGUAGUUAUAGCUGAGAAGCAGGUUCAGAAUGAACCGUUUGUGCCAGAGGUUGUCCGGGGGAGGGGAGAAGAAGAGAUUUCAAGGGGGCUACGCGUAAGACGGGGGGUUGGAUCGAGACGAGCGGCGGAAGAAGACGAACAUACAGUCGUCAGAGGUGAGCAAGGCGGUCUUGUUAUUCAUGCAUCACGUGUGGUGGUGGGGAACGAGGCCGGUGACUUACCCCCGCCCGUUUGGCAACCUACUGAAGAACACCACGCUGACCCGCCGGACUGUUUCGACAAUGAAGGGGAUGCAGUCAUGGAAGUUGAAGGCAAUCCAGCGGAUCAGGAGGUUUAUGAGGCCCCUUUGGGCGUUUGA
This is a messenger RNA of Ipomoea nil (Japanese morning glory), 1287 nucleotides long. RefSeq lists its product as uncharacterized. The transcript has a single exon. The record is from RefSeq and is a predicted model, not a curated record. Bases 1 to 1287 code for a protein of 428 amino acids. NCBI's taxonomy places the organism in Eukaryota, Viridiplantae, Streptophyta, Magnoliopsida, Solanales, Convolvulaceae. Gene Ontology annotation, molecular function: zinc ion binding; nucleic acid binding.